This is a messenger RNA of Ochotona princeps (American pika), 936 nucleotides long. Its product is annotated as olfactory receptor 4F21-like. The record is from RefSeq and is a predicted model, not a curated record. Gene Ontology annotation, molecular function: olfactory receptor activity; G protein-coupled receptor activity. The transcript has a single exon. Gene Ontology annotation, cellular component: membrane. NCBI's taxonomy places the organism in Eukaryota, Metazoa, Chordata, Mammalia, Lagomorpha, Ochotonidae. The coding region runs from base 1 to 936 and encodes 311 amino acids. Gene Ontology annotation, biological process: G protein-coupled receptor signaling pathway.
AUGGAUGGCCUAAAUCACUCUGUGGUUUCUGAGUUUGUCUUGCUGGGACUUUCCAGCUCCUGGGAAACUAAGGUUUUCCUCACGCUGACAUUCUCCUUGCUCUAUGUAGGAAUCAUCCUGGGAAACCUCUUCAUUGUCUUCUUGGUCAUUGCUGACUCCCACUUGCGUUCUCCUAUGUACUUCCUGCUGGCCAACCUGUCCAUCAUUGAUGUGGGCUUUUCUACAGUCACAGUUCCCAAGAUGAUCUCAGACCUUUUAAGAGAAUACAAAGUCAUCUCCUUUCAAAGUUGCAUGGCUCAAAUAUGCUUCAUCCACAUCAUGGGAGCAGCAGAAUUGGUGCUACUCAUAGCUAUGGCAUUUGACAGGUACAUCGCAAUCUGCAAGCCUCUUCACUACUUGAGCAUCAUGAGCCCUAAAAGAUGCAUCUUGUUCGUGGGCCUUGGCUGGGUAAUUGGAGUGAUCCACGCUAUGUCUCAGUUUGCUUUCAUUAUCGACUUGCCUUUCUGUGGCCCUAAUGAAAUAGACAGCUUUUACUGUGACUUUCCUAGAAUAAUAAAACUUGCCUGCACAGAUGCAGCCAAGUUUGGGUUUGUUGUUGCUGCCAACAGUGGCUUCAUGACUGCAGGCACCUUCUUCCUGCUAAUCCUUUCCUACAUCUUCAUUUUGGUCACUGUCUGGAAGCGUUCUUCAGGAGACUUAUCCAAGGCACUAGUCACCUUGUCAGCUCACAUCACAGUGGUUAUUCUUUUUUUCACCCCCUGUGUGUUUCUGUAUGUGUGGCCUUUUCCCACAUCGUCAAUUGAUAAAUACCUGUUCAUUGUGGACUUUGCAAUCACUCCUGCCUUAAAUCCUGUUAUCUACACAUUGAGAAACAAAGAAAUAAAGGUAGCAAUACAGAGACUGAACAAACAGAAAUACCAUGUCAGAUUUGGCUAA